AUGUUGGCAUGCGAAGACUGGCUCACUGCCGACGUCCUCACCAACGAGGCGCUGCACUGCCUGGUUCAAGAGAAACAGUCGACGAAGAAGGAGCAAGCCGCUCUGUGCAGUUUGAACUGGAGAGUGCUGGUGGCCGAUAUCCUGGUGAUGGAGCGAAGGCAGGGCUGGUACCAUCAGCAGAAUUCCAGGCUGAAGGACAUCAUUCGAAGCGUGUCUGGUUUGCGAAGCAAGCGGACAUCAAGCUCAUCAUUGGAGGUGGUUGGGACAGAGCUAGACGAUUCGCAAAUAGAGGAACAGGAUGAAGAUGGCAUUGAGCCAUGUGAUGAGGAACGACCAUCAGAGGAGCCGACAACUUCGACAUCUGGAUCAGUUCCAACCCAAACCCCAUCUACAAUGAGCCCUGGCCACGAACCAGCAGAUGGGGCAGAAGUGGCUGAAAGUCAGGAGGAGGAUGGGAGUGAUCCUGCUGACCCAGAGGUCGUAGAGAUCACAUGCCCAAAGGAGGCAGAGGUUGAGGAAGAAGAGGAGGAAGAAGAGGCAGAGGAGGAAGAAAAGGCAGAAGUGUGCCCCGAGCCUGGAGCUGCAGACUAUGUCGAGGAGGAACGAGAAGAAGUGGAAGAAGCAAAUGAGGAAGAAGAACAAGUAGAGGAUCUGGAGGAAGAUGCUGGAGAGGAGCUGGGUGAAGAAGGAUGCGCCGAGGGCGGACAGGAAGAGGAGGAAUUAGAGGAAGAUCCUCUGAUGGAUGAAGAUGGUGCUCCUGAGGAAGUGGUGGAGCAGGAGAGUCAGCAGGAGCAUGAAGACGAAGACAUGGAGUGCGAAGGUGAAGAAGUGCUCGACGCCGAGGGCUCUUCCGGUGAAGUGGAGGAUGCUAACAUGAAGAGGCCUGAAGAUCAACAUGUAUCUGGCCAGAAGGAGGAUGAAGGUGCUGAGGCGAGUGAUGAAGAGUACGUUGCAAAGAACAAGAAAAAGGUUGUGAAAGGUGCAUUCAAGGAUCGCAAGCCGCUGCUCAACGAGAUUCCAGAGGCGCCAAAGGAGGCAACUGCAAUUUGUGAACAAGUUCUUAGCAGCCUCCAACUGGAGGAUAAGGACGCAGAUGAAAACAUUGUAAAGGCACCUGUAGCAGAGACCCAGCAGCCAAAGCGCGCGCGUGUCAAGUGCAAGCACGCCAAGCCAUCAGAACUUGCCGAUCUCACAGAAGGGUGGACUUUGGCCCGCCUCUUUGCUGGAUGGGUCGCGCAUGAAGAGAUUGCUGAGAGCCUGAAGCCGAAGAUUGGCUUCCUCUACCGCUUUCUGUCCCAAAGGAGUGGAGGAAAACACCUUCGCAGUACCCAGGCCUACCCUAAGGACUUUGCGAAAAAGGUCGCCAAGCUCCACAUCAAAGUGAAGGGGCAAGUGAAGGAUGCACCUUACGGAUGGAAGCACGGCAGCUUGGGAGAGGUGGAGCGUUUCAUUAAUGAUCGGAUCAAGGAUGGAAAAAAAGAUGAUGAAAUCGCUGACUUGCUGGAAGACUGGUUUGCUUGUGCUGGUGAUUGGGCUCAUUCCCGGACUUUUCAGCGACUGACCAAUCGCAAGAAGAGACGUCACAGAGUGAAGUAUGCCUACAAGACCAAGCUUCAGCUGAUGGACAUGCAGGAACACUUGGUGCAUGCAUUGGUGCAAGACAUGAACGCCCCGCUGGACCUCAUCAAGCAAGGCCGCGAGAAUCUGGAUUCUGCAAGUACAGACCAUGAGGUGGAGGGCUUGCUCACUCAGAUCCGGGAGACCAUCAACGACUACAAGGAAAUUCUGAAGACCGUGAAGAAACAUGUACAAUUGAAGAUGAGCCCAUAUGCGCGCACCUCGAAGAUAAGGAGUCCAACGCCCAACCGCUUCCACACCUUCGGAAGCUGUCGAAGAUUGCCGCUGGAGUAA
Durusdinium trenchii is the source of this 1911-nucleotide messenger RNA. The record is from the annotation of a GenBank genome assembly. NCBI's taxonomy places the organism in Eukaryota, Dinophyceae, Suessiales, Symbiodiniaceae.